Messenger RNA from Miscanthus lutarioriparius, 381 nucleotides. Lineage: Eukaryota; Viridiplantae; Streptophyta; Magnoliopsida; Poales; Poaceae. The record is from the annotation of a GenBank genome assembly.
AUGGUCGUGCGGGGCCGAUGCAACGACAACUGCGCAGGAGUCCAGCGAGUCCGUGACAAGCAGCAGUGCGAUGAGAUAACAGGGCAGGAGUGCUUAGGCAGGCAGGUUACUAUUGUGACAUGCUCUUUUAUUCUUCAGAAUAAUUCAGUGCCUCAAGAGCAAAGAGCAACUGCAAAUGGCUUAGCAACUACGUUAAUGUCCUUUUUCAAGGCAUUUGCCCCAGCAGGAGCUGGUAUUGUAUUUUCAUGGGCACAAAAACGCCAACAUGCUUUCCUCUUUCCAGGUGAUCAGAUGGUGUUCUUCCUUCUGGACAUUGUCAUCUUUGUUGAGCUCAUUUGGACAUUCAAGCCAUUUCUAGCCAUUCCAGAGCAAACCUCCUGA